Molecule: messenger RNA, 1489 nt
Organism: Cannabis sativa
Lineage: Eukaryota; Viridiplantae; Streptophyta; Magnoliopsida; Rosales; Cannabaceae
Exons: 6
Coding region: 397-1413 (338 amino acids)
Source: RefSeq, a predicted model, not a curated record
AUUUGCAGUGAUUUUAUUCUUCAGAUGAAAAGUUCAAUUCGAUUGUCGUUUUACUUACUUUCUUUCCUUUUUAUUUUUAUGUUGUCGUUUGACAAAUUCAGUUGCUAUUGACUAUUUACAAGGCAAGAUGAGUAGAUAUAGGAACUUUUCUAGCACGUGCGAAUGGUAUACAUAUUUCCUCCUCACGUGCCCAGUGCUACUCUUCUGAUUUGGGUACCUCAAUAAUUGAACCCACUGAAUCUGGGAUCAGCUUCUUCUUUCAAGAAAAAAAAAAGGAAUGAAAUGAAUAUUCCUCCUCUGUCAUACUCAUACCGGCUUUUUUAAGUAUUUGCAGAUAUACAUAUAUAAAUGUCAAUGUUUUCUCCGAACUAAGAUUUGCAAACAAUGCCAGUUUAAAUGGCUAAGACAGAGAUGGCAAAAGCAAGUGUUGAAAUUCAGGAGAGGGAAAGAAAUCGAGACUCCAUUGAUUUCAAUAAAGCUGUUCCUAAGUUUUUGGUGCAGCUACCUAACAAGCUUCAAAAUUGUUUGAAGUCUCAGCUCAAGAGAUUUGCUAAACAUGAUGAACAACAUUCAUUGAUUAGCUCUGAAUCUAAAUUGGGAAAGGAAUCAUUUUCUUCUUCUGAUGCUGAUUUGGAGAAACAAAUGCAAGCAUGGAGAGAAAAUCCAUCAUGGGCUGACCCACAUUCAGAAAUUAAGGUUAGUGUACCAGAAGGCUCUCUUUGCAAUCUUAAAGUAAAUGUCAAUGUUGGGCUUCCUCCUGAUGCAAUCUACAACAUAGUAACUGAUCCUGAUAAUAAGAGGGUUUUCAAAAACAUUAAGGAAGUGAUAUCAAGAAAAGUUAUAGUUGAUGAAGGUCACAGACAGGUGGUUGAGGUGGAGCAAGCAGCCUUAUGGAAAUUUCUUUGGUGGUCAGGAACCAUCUCUGUUCAUGUUUUAGUUGAUCAAAACAGAAAAGAUCGCUCGAUGAAAUUCAAGCAAGUAAAAACAGGGUUUAUGAAAAAAUUUGAAGGCUGCUGGAAAGUAGAACCUUUAUUUGUUGAUGAAAAGACAUGCUUUCCGUUCAAACCGAAGACAUGGGAAGACUAUUACUUAUGUACUGGAGGCAAAGGAAGGCUUGGUUCAAAGGUGAGCUUGGAGCAGCUUAUUCAGCCAGCCAUCGUUCCACCUCCACCGAUAUCCUGGUAUUUAAGAGGUAUUACUGCUAAAACCACUGAGAUGUUGAUAAAUGAUCUGCUUGCUGAAGCUGCAAGAAUCAGAGGUGAUUUGGGUCCUCAAAAAUCUAACAAAGAAUCUGAAUCAUCAUCUCAAGAUAUACUUUCUGAAGUUGAUAAUGUACAUGAUAUAAAAACAAGAUGGGCCAUGCGUAGGAGAAAUGCAAAACUAUAUCAUCGGAAACAACUGACGGCUAAUUGAUUUGUAUUUAGUUUAUAUUUAUUAAGCAGUUUUAUAUUUUCAGAUACUAUGUUAUGGAAAUGAUUUUUUUUAUUCA